CGGCUGCGCUGGACAACAAGGGAGGGGGCGUGGGCCGGAGGCUCUGCCGCGCGGCCGGCGGGCGGGCGGGACAGCGGGGACGCGCGGGCACAGAGCAGGACGGCGGGACGGCCGGCCCUCCCGGCCGGAGCCCGCGGGCGCGGCGGGGCGGCGGCCCCGGGGCAGGCGCCGACCCCCGGCAGCAGCAUGUCAUGGUUUAGUGGCCUCCUGGUUCCCAAGGUGGAUGAACGGAAAACAGCUUGGGGGGAACGCAAUGGGCAGAAGCGCCCACGCCACGCGACUCGAGCCAGUGGCUUCUGCACACCCCGCUACAUGAGUUGCCUCAAGAAUGCAGAGCCACCCAGCCCCACUCCCGUGGCUCACCCUAGGUGCCCCUGGCAGGAUGAAGCCUUCAUCAGGAGGGCGGGCCCGGGCAGGGGUAUGGAGCUGGGGCUGCGGUCAGUGGCCUUGGGUUUUGAUGACACUGAGGUGACCACACCGAUGGGGACAGCUGAAGUGGCACCCGAUACAUCGCCUCGGAGGGGUCCGUCCUGCUGGCACCGGCUCGUGCAGGUGUUCCAGUCUAAGCAGUUCCGCUCUGCCAAGCUGGAGCGUCUGUACCAGCGGUACUUCUUCCAGAUGAACCAGAGCAGCCUCACGUUGCUCAUGGCGGUGCUGGUGCUGCUCACGGCUGUCCUGUUGACCUUCCACGCUGCGCCUGCUCAGCCUCAGCCUGCCUACGUGGCCCUGCUGACCUGUGCCUCCAUCCUUUUUGUGGUACUCAUGAUAGUGUGUAACCGACAUAGUUUCCGCCAGGACUCCAUGUGGGUGGUGAGCUAUGUGGUUCUGGGCAUCCUAGCAGCCGUGCAAGUCGGGGGUGCCCUGGCGGCCAACCCACACAGCCCUUCGGCAGGCCUUUGGUGCCCCGUGUUCUUCGUCUACAUCACGUACACGCUUCUUCCCAUUCGCAUGCGAGCGGCAGUGCUCAGCGGCCUGGGCCUUUCCACUCUGCAUUUGAUUUUGGCCUGGCAGCUCAACACCGGUGACCCCUUCCUUUGGAAGCAGCUUGGUGCUAACGUGGUGCUCUUCCUCUGCACCAAUGCCAUCGGUGUCUGCACACACUACCCGGCUGAAGUGUCUCAGCGCCAAGCCUUUCAGGAGACCCGAGGUUACAUCCAGGCACGGCUGCACCUGCAGCAUGAGAAUCGUCAGCAGGAACGGCUGCUGCUAUCGGUGUUGCCCCAGCAUGUUGCCAUGGAGAUGAAAGAAGACAUCAACACAAAAAAAGAAGACAUGAUGUUCCACAAGAUCUACAUCCAGAAGCAUGAUAAUGUCAGCAUCCUGUUUGCAGACAUUGAGGGCUUCACCAGCCUGGCCUCCCAGUGCACUGCACAGGAACUCGUCAUGACCUUGAAUGAGCUCUUCGCCCGGUUUGACAAGCUGGCCGCGGAAAAUCACUGUCUGAGGAUCAAGAUCUUAGGAGACUGUUACUACUGUGUGUCAGGGCUGCCAGAGGCCCGGGCGGACCAUGCCCACUGCUGUGUGGAGAUGGGGGUGGACAUGAUUGAGGCGAUCUCGCUGGUGCGUGAGGUAACAGGUGUGAACGUGAACAUGCGUGUGGGCAUCCACAGCGGACGUGUGCAUUGCGGUGUCCUUGGUCUGAGGAAAUGGCAAUUCGAUGUCUGGUCCAAUGAUGUGACCCUGGCCAACCACAUGGAGGCCGGGGGCCGGGCUGGCCGCAUCCACAUCACUCGGGCCACGCUGCAGUACCUGAAUGGUGACUAUGAGGUGGAGCCAGGUCGCGGUGGUGAGCGCAACGCAUACCUCAAGGAGCAGUGCAUCGAGACCUUCCUCAUACUAGGCGCCAGCCAAAAACGGAAAGAGGAGAAGGCCACGCUGGCCAAGCUGCAGCGGACGCGGGCCAACUCCAUGGAAGGACUGAUGCCACGCUGGGUUCCUGACCGUGCCUUCUCCCGGACCAAGGACUCUAAGGCAUUCCGCCAGAUGGGCAUCGAUGACUCUAGCAAAGACAACCGGGGUGCCCAAGAUGCUCUGAACCCUGAAGAUGAGGUGGAUGAGUUCCUGGGCCGAGCCAUCGAUGCCCGAAGCAUCGACCAGCUGCGUAAGGACCAUGUGCGCCGGUUCCUGCUCACCUUCCAGAGAGAGGAUCUUGAGAAGAAGUAUUCACGGAAAGUUGAUCCUCGUUUUGGAGCCUACGUCGCCUGUGCCCUCCUGGUUUUUUGCUUCAUCUGUUUCAUCCAGCUCCUUGUAUUCCCAUACUCCACCCUGAUACUUGGGGUUUAUGCCUGUAUCUUCCUGCUGUUGCUGGUCACCGUGCUGAUCUGUGCUGUGUGCUCCUGUGGUUCUCUCUUCCCCAAGGCCCUGCAACGUCUGUCCCGAAGUAUCGUCCGUUCACGGGUGCACAGCACAGCGGUCGGUGUCUUCUCGGUUCUGCUUGUGUUCAUCUCUGCCAUCGUCAACAUGUUCACCUGUAAUCACACCCCAAUAAGGACCUGUGCGGCCCGGAUGCUGAACUUAACACCAGCGGAUGUCACCGCCUGCCACCUACGGCAGCUCAAUUACUCUCUGGGACUGGAUGCUCCCCUGUGUGAGGGCACCGCACCCACCUGCAGCUUCCCUGAGUACUUUGUCGGGAAUGUGCUGCUGAGUCUCCUGGCCAGCUCUGUCUUCCUACACAUCAGCAGCAUUGGCAAGCUGGCUAUGACCUUUGUCUUGGGGUUCAUCUAUUUGGUUCUGCUUUUGCUGGGCCCUCCAGCCACCAUCUUUGACAACUAUGAUCUACUGCUUGGCGUCCAUGGCUUGGCUUCCUCCAAUGAGACUUUUGAUGGGCUGGACUGCCCAGCUGUAGGGAGGGUAGCGCUCAAAUAUAUGACCCCAGUGAUUCUGCUGGUGUUUGCCCUGGCAUUGUAUCUACAUGCACAACAGGUGGAAUCUACUGCCCGCCUGGACUUCCUGUGGAAACUACAGGCCACAGGGGAGAAGGAGGAGAUGGAGGAGCUACAGGCAUACAACCGGCGGCUGCUACAUAACAUUCUUCCCAAGGACGUGGCUGCCCACUUCCUGGCCCGAGAGCGCCGCAACGACGAGCUGUACUACCAGUCGUGUGAAUGUGUGGCCGUCAUGUUUGCCUCCAUUGCCAACUUCUCGGAGUUCUACGUGGAACUCGAGGCAAACAAUGAGGGCGUGGAGUGCCUGCGGCUGCUCAAUGAAAUCAUCGCAGACUUUGAUGAGAUCAUCAGUGAGGAAAGGUUCCGGCAGCUGGAGAAGAUCAAGACAAUCGGUAGCACCUACAUGGCCGCCUCUGGACUAAAUGCCAGCACCUAUGACCAGGUCGGCCGCUCACACAUCACCGCCCUGGCCGACUAUGCCAUGCGGCUCAUGGAGCAGAUGAAGCACAUCAACGAACAUUCUUUCAACAAUUUCCAGAUGAAGAUCGGGUUGAACAUGGGUCCGGUUGUAGCAGGUGUCAUUGGGGCCCGGAAGCCACAGUAUGACAUCUGGGGAAAUACGGUGAAUGUUUCCAGUCGUAUGGACAGCACAGGAGUUCCUGACCGAAUACAGGUAACCACGGACCUGUACCAGGUUCUAGCUGCCAAGGGCUACCAACUGGAGUGUCGAGGGGUGGUCAAGGUGAAGGGAAAAGGAGAGAUGACCACCUACUUCCUCAAUGGGGGCCCCAGCAGUUAGCAGAGUGCAACAGCAGAGAUUUGACCGAAGGGACCAAGGUGGGCAUUGAGUGGACUUUCUGCUCGCUGGGUGGAGCUGUGGCAGAGAGCACUGAGCCUUCAGAUCUUGCUGAAGGCAAAAGGGAACACCCACCCCAGCAGGUUGUGCUUGGACCAUGUUCGUCUGCCUUCAGAAUGGUGAAGGAGGGGACGCCAAAUGACUCUCUUAAUCGGAGUAGGGCUGUUCGUUUGCAUUUGGGGGGGUGCAGAUAAGAGAACAGGCUGGGAGCCUCCUGUUUGAGAGUAAAAUGGCAACUCACUAUGCCUACUGUUCCCCUGUCUGGGCAACAGGCUCAGGGCUGGGUUCUUUCUUUCCCUAUUUUUCCUGGGACUACUUUUGUACAAAGACUGUGGCAGGCAUGAAGAACAAGCACCUUUGCUUGCCCGUGUCCGCAGCACUGUUCUUGGGCACACCCAGUGCCAGCCAAGUCUCCUUCCUAGGCACAAGGUGGAGGAAGGAGACACUGUGGGACCCAGCUCUGACCAUAUUUCAGGGGGAUGUUUCCAUUUGCCAAAUCCUAGUCCCGUGAUCUGUCCCCAAAGGGGAACAAAGGGACCUCUGACAGUGAAGAUUCAGCCCCAAUUCCUGCAUGCUCCAGGGAAAGGGGCAUCUGACCUCACUGGUACUGUGAAAAUGACCAGCCAGUGAGCAAGCCUGUGUGUGAGGUCAUCAGAAGAACAGGAACUGGACAUUCACCUGCAGGUGCCGAAGAAUGCAGGCAGCCCGGGAGGAGGCGGCAGUGGAGGCCACACUGACCUGAGGCUCCAGUGUGCCCACAUGCUCACUUGCUGUCUUGCUGGCAGGGGGCCUGGAGCGUCUCUACCCCUUGUAUUGCCAAAUAGCAAAAGGGUCAGGGUUCCAAGAAAGAUGGCCCUGACCCCAAACCUGGCCUCCUAAGUCUGGCACUAGGGAGGCCCUGUGCGUUUGUGUAACUGUGUGCAUGUUGCUUCCGUGUGUGUGUGUGUGUGUGUGUGUGUGUGUGUGUGUGUGUGUUUGAGGUCUCCAUGUGUCUCCACUGGGGACCUGGGGACCGCCUCUCUCCCAGGGGCCUCUGUCUUCUGGUGUCAAGGCAGGGUUUCCUAUGCCAAGGGAUGGAGAGUAAAGCCCAGGUUGCACAGAAGUGGGAUGGGGCUUGGUAGUAAAAUGAGAGUGGUCUGGAGAGAGGAGUCCUUUUUGUGCCAAAUCCCUAAGUGCCAUUUGGAGGCCACAUGUGCAGUACGACUGUCUCCCUGCCUAGGGCAGGGACCCAGCAUCUGCUUAAUCUCUAGUGUUCCUUGGACUUGAACUGGUGGAGGUUCGUGGGUGGAGACUCAGGCAUUUCCUGGGUUCCACAACUUGUGUCUUGGGGGCAUGGUAUGCUUUCUGACUGGCAUAGUGUGGGAUCCCUCUUUGAGGACCCAGAAUUUGGUACUAGGGGGAUGGAGCCUAGGAGCUUGGAACUUGGCUGUCCAAGCCUGCCUCUUAUCCUUGCAGCCUCCCUGACUCUGGUCUGAAUUAGCGGGUGCCUUGGUUUCUCUGUCUGCACCAAUUUAAGCCAGAGGCAUUCCGCCUCCAUUUUGAUUGACGAUCACUUUGUCUUAGAUGUGGACAAGAAGGGCAGAGGAGAGAGUUUCAGGAGGUGUGGAAGGAGCAGGCUGUACUUUUGCCCUUCCUCAAGCUUCUGCCGCCAGUUCUCUGCAGAGGCCUGGUUUCUGGCUUGGUACUGCUUUCCUGGGAAUCUCCACGUACCAGUCGAUGGACCACUGGGCGUUUGAUUAUCCAAGGCAGGGGAGAAGAAGAUUAGCUGGUCCAGGCAGAAAAUUGCCUGUCUCCCCAGCCAUAUCCUAUCUCUGGAUAGGAAGGGACUA
Molecule: messenger RNA, 5573 nt
Organism: Arvicanthis niloticus (Nile rat)
Lineage: Eukaryota; Metazoa; Chordata; Mammalia; Rodentia; Muridae
Source: RefSeq, a predicted model, not a curated record